AUGCGGGUGCUUGUGACAACAGACAACCACCUGGGGUUUUUGGAGAGGGACCACAUUCGGGGAGAGGACUCUUUUCGGGCCUUUGAAGAGGUGUUCAAGCACGCACGGGAGGUAAGGGCAGACUGCAUCCUUAUAUGCGGAGACCUGUUCCACGAAGUGAGCCCGUCAAAGUACACGAUAUACCGGACUAUGGAAAUACUGCAGAGGAAUAUUUUGGGAGAUAAGCCCAUCCAGAUAGAGUGCACAGACAACGAAAACUUUGUGGACAUCCAAAAGAGGACAAGACAGGUAAACUACUACAGCCAGAACAUAAACAUAGAAAUGCCCGUGUUUGCCAUCAAUGGAAACCACGACGAGCCGUCAGGACACAAGGGCGUGACUACCCUUGACAUUUUUGCAGAAGCCGGGCUGAUAAACUACUUUGGAGCACUGGAGGGGAAGAAGAGCGCCAUUCGAGUGCGGCCGAUUAUUCUGCGGAAAAAGAACGUGGUUCUCAACCUGUACGGGAUGGGCGGGAUUCGAGACGAGGCAAUGACCAAGCUGUUGGCUGAAGAAAGGCUUACGUUUGAGUCGGCAGGAAAGGGGAGCAAAGUGCUGGUUUUGCACCAGACAAGGUGCGGAAUGGGCGGGAGCUCGUAUGUUCCUGAAGAGCUGCUCAGCAAGGAGAUGGACCUGGUCAUAUGGGGGCACAUGCACCAGUCAGAGCCAACGCCCGUAGAAAACUACAAAAUGGGCUUCCACACGAUCCAGCCAGGCUCAACGGUGCAGACGUCUCUGUGCAGGGCAGAAAGCGGAUACAAGCACUGCGUGCUGCUGAAGGUCACAGAAGAAGGGUGGCACACAACGCCGAUCCAGAUGAAGAGCCCGCGCAGCCUGAUAUUCAGAAAAAUUUCUGCACAGAACAGCAACAUAGAGGAGAAAAUACGGACAGAAAUGCAGUCUAUCCUGGAGAAGUGCCAAGACGAGCACAGACCGCUGGUUAGGCUGAGGGUGGAGGUGGAUGAAAGCAUUGUGAAUACAGUCAUCCCCAAAAGAACCAUGGAGGAGUUUAAGGACAGAGUUGCCAACCCCAAGGAGGCGCUUCGGAUAAUACACAAGAAAAAGCAAGUGCCUGCUAAUAAAAAAGAGGCUCUGAAAAACAUCUACAAGAACGCACAGUUCACUGUUGAGCUGGAAGAUACGCGCGUUCUCUCCAAAAAUGUGUUUAUGCAGAGCAUUAUGGAGUGCGUUGAGAGAGAAAACAAAGCUGUCAUAUCGCAGAAGUACGACGAAAUCGUGCAGGAGGUGGUGAAAGUGCUCAAGUCGCACAGGUGGACAGACAUAGAGAAAGAGAUACAGCCUGCAGUGCACGAGAUAGAAAAAAGGCUCACAUAUUCAUACUCUACCGCGCAAACAAGAGGCCACUCACCUGCUGGCACAAAUCUUCCAAUAAAAGAGGAUAGUCUGAGGAAGAGAGAAGAAGACAUAUCUUUUGCAGACAGAGCGUCUAUCCCUCCCCAAGAGCGCUUAAAUUUGCAUGAGUCUGCAAAGACUAAAGAUCUAUGUGCAGAGGCAUCUUCUGCGAUGCGAGAUAUUUCUUUUGAAGAGGCUGAAGAACAGCUGAAUAAAGAUGGUUCGUACUGCUACAUUUCGAAAGAAGCCUCAAACGAUGUGUACAGAGCCAUAGAAAAAGAAAAAAGCGGCUAUCAAGAAGAGAAUAAAAACAGCGCUGACAGUGGAAAUAGUGCAAAAAGGGUAAAGACUGACUAUACGUUUUCGUCUUUAUGGGACUAG
This is a messenger RNA of Nematocida minor, 1773 nucleotides long. Its product is annotated as double-strand break repair protein MRE11. Lineage: Eukaryota; Fungi; Microsporidia. The coding region runs from base 1 to 1773 and encodes 590 amino acids. Gene Ontology annotation, molecular function: 3'-5'-DNA exonuclease activity; DNA endonuclease activity; manganese ion binding. Gene Ontology annotation, biological process: mitotic G2 DNA damage checkpoint signaling; mitochondrial double-strand break repair via homologous recombination; telomere maintenance. Gene Ontology annotation, cellular component: Mre11 complex; nucleus. The transcript has a single exon. The record is from RefSeq and is a predicted model, not a curated record.